Dermacentor andersoni is the source of this 1362-nucleotide messenger RNA. RefSeq lists its product as uncharacterized. The record is from RefSeq and is a predicted model, not a curated record. Lineage: Eukaryota; Metazoa; Arthropoda; Arachnida; Ixodida; Ixodidae.
CACUUUCCUGGAACAGAAGACGAAAUAAUUGACGGCGCAUACUGCGAGGGCCGGCCGUCUGCGCCAUCCUUGCGGUCAUAGGAACGCCUUUAAUUUUUCGUAGUAGGAAGUGGAGUACGCCUCGAAGCACCCUGUGUACUGCACCGAACAAGCGAGUCGUAAAAUAGCUGCUUGGAAGUUAGGCCGGCUAAUCAGCUCGAAUCAGUGGUCCUCUGGGACAUUAUGCAAAUUUUGUUUCUUACUGCACUACGGCGUUUACGCGCGCGAAAGCGGGGAUUUCGGUUUCGGCAUUCCGGCCGGCAAGCAAAACUGACCUGGCUUCGUUAGCGGAUACGUCACGAUGGCGUAACGCAAGCCGCUAAACAACGGGAAGGGUGCGAGUAUAUAAGCAAGCGCCAUGACCACGCCAGAGCACAGUUCUCCGGGACCAGCGGAUAACACAUGCUUCUCACCAUGAACUCUCUGGCUAUCUUCGUCGUAGGCUCCUCUCUGGUGGUGUGCGCCGUGGCCGGCGGUCUGGGAGGUGGAUACGGAGGAGGCUAUGGACUGGGCUACGGAGGCGGCUUGGGCUACGGCGGAGGUCUUGGAGCCGGAGGAGUUGGCGUGGGAAGCAGCGUGACUUUGCUGAGAGGAGGUCCAGGAUUCUCCAAGGCCGUGGCCGGACCGGCAUUCCUUGUCAGGACGGUGCACCACGUGAACAAGGUGCACGGCGGAGGUGCCAUCGUGGCUCACAGUGGUCUCGGAGGCGUCGGCGGAGGGCUCGGCUUCGGCGGCGGAUACGGCGGUGGAUACGGCGGCGGCCUCGGAUAUGGAGGCGGACUCGGAUACGGCGGUGGUCUUAAGUACUACGGUGGAUACGGCCUCAAGGGCUAGGUUAGGUCUGUGUGUGGUUUUUUGUGCGCCCUGUAGCUAGAAUCCUUUACGGCGCCACUGAUGGGGACAGACAGCUAUUGGCAGUGACUUUGACGAGUAUUGCUAGUUUGCAUAAUUGUGCUCUCCCAGAGGAGCAACGAGAAAGAAAGUGGGCGAAGUACAGUCAACACUUUCAUGCUGUCGGCUUCUUGGUCUGCUUCUUGGCCAAUCCCUGGUAGCGUCAGGCGUCAUUGCUUUGCCAAAAGACGAAGAUGGUGACCAUGCAUUCAGGAAGCGAGUGUCCCAGCAGCUAUGUACACCUGGUAGAAGUCACUAAACUCAACACUGACGUAGCUGCCGCAAGUGACAACAGAAGAUUGUUGAAUGAUCGACUCAGAAUUCUGGCAAUGCGGCGCAGUAGUAAUUAUUGCGCAGUGUUCGAAGUCUGCCAUCAGAAAUGCUCGUAGGUAUUGGGUGACUAAUUAUGAAUAAAGAGAUUGUUGAUAACUA